Molecule: messenger RNA, 2513 nt
Organism: Lemur catta (Ring-tailed lemur)
Lineage: Eukaryota; Metazoa; Chordata; Mammalia; Primates; Lemuridae
Product: synaptotagmin-15
Exons: 9
Coding region: 281-1510 (409 amino acids)
Biological process (GO): calcium-ion regulated exocytosis; cellular response to calcium ion; regulation of calcium ion-dependent exocytosis
Molecular function (GO): calcium ion binding; syntaxin binding; clathrin binding
Source: RefSeq, a predicted model, not a curated record
GCGGCAGGGCGGCGGCGAGACAACGGACCGCCCCCGCGCACGUCCGUCCGACUGCCCCGGCCGCGCUUUAAGAGCUGGCGCCGAAGCCGCAGUUGGAGGCGCCGAGACCCCGGAGACCCAGCCCGCGAGACCCAGCCCGGGCCGGGGCCCCUAGGGCCAGCCGGAGCAGCCUCAUGGCGGCUGGCCCUGGUGAUUGGGGGCAUCGCCGGGGGGCUGCUGCUGCUGCUGUUGGUCGGGCUGAGCUGCUGUCUGUGGAGGAGGCUCUGUGCCAUCCUUGCCUAUGAGGAGCUGCCAGGGACACCAGCCAUGGCCACCACAGCCACCUCCAGCGGACAGGGGGACAAGCUCUGCCAGAUGCAUACAAGGACCCCAUCCAGCAGCUGAGGAGACUGAGGCUCAAGGGACACAAGUAUCAGAUCCAGAUAGCAACAACUACCCUCCAGGUGUGCCGUUUGUGGUGCCCCCUUCCCUCCGAGGCCGAGACUGGAUGCCCCUGCACAGUGGAGAGUGGGCUCAGGCCCCACGGGACCCCUGCCUAGCUCCGGAGCUCCUGCCUCAUGCCCCCAGCAGUAACCUUGCCCUCCCACCCUCCAUUGUAGGAGACACAUGUGUGGUGGGGGCCAUCAACCCGGAGCUCUACAAGUUCUCGGAGGACAAGAGUGAGACCGACUUCCCUGCCGGCUGCCUAGGGCGGCUGUGGUUCUCCGUGGAAUACCAGCAGGAGGCCGAGCGGCUGCUGGUGGGCUUGAUCAAGGCACGGCAGCUGCAGGCCCCCUCAGAGACCUGCAGCCCCCUGGUGAAGCUCCACCUGCUGCCCGAUGAGCGGCGCUUCCUCCAGUCCAAGACCAAACGCAAAACCUCCAACCCGCAGUUUGACGAGCACUUCGUCUUCCAGGUGUCCAGCAAGAGUGUCACCCAGAGGGUACUGAGGCUCUCAGUGUACCACGUGGACAGGCAGAGGAAACACCAGCUCCUGGGCCAGGUGCUGUUCCCCCUGAAGCACGAGACCCUGGCAGGUGACUGCCGGCGCAUCAUCUGGAGAGACCUGGAGGCCGAGAGCCUGGAGCCUCCCUCGGAGUUUGGCGACCUCCAGUUCUGCCUCGGCUACAAUGACUACCUGAGCCGCCUGACAGUGGUCGUGCUGCGUGCCAAGGGCCUCCGGCUCCAGGAGGACAGGGGUAUUGUCAGUGUGUUUGUCAGAGUGUCUCUGAUGAACCACAACAAGUUCGUCAAGUGCAAAAAGACCUCGGCUGUGCUGGGCUCCAUCAACCCUGUGUACAACGAGACCUUCAGCUUCAAGACUGAUGCCACUGAGCUGGACACUGCCAGCCUCAGCCUGACAGUGAUGCAGAACCUGGAAGGGGACAAGAGCCAGCAGCUGGGCCGGGUGGUGGUGGGCCCCUACAUGUACACGCGAGGCAGGGAGCUGGAGCACUGGGACCAGAUGCUCAGCAGGCCCAAGGAGCUGGUGAAGCGCUGGCAUGCGCUCAGCCGCACCUCCGAGCCCUGACCUGCGCCCAGGACCGCGGCUCUGCUUCGGGACCCGCCCUCCUCGCAGUUGCUCGGGAUGGCCACAAGCAGGGACGUUUCAUCCAAGGUCUCCCUGGUCAGCAGCUGUGGCCAGUGCGCUCCCUACACAGCCUUACCUGCGGGGCUGCCCGGGCGUGGAGUCCUGGGCCUGGGCCUGAGUCAGAGUGGGACCCCAGGGGUUCUGAAGAAAUACUCCGUGUGGUGAUGGCUCGGCUGUGCGUCCUGCGUAGACGUGCGGGGCACACCUGGGCUCCGCCGUCUGGGAAAGCCAACGUGUGCUGAUGCAGCUGAUGACCCGCUGCUCUUCCACUGGGCUUUCUCCGCCUUCCUCCUGGCAGAGGAGACACACGCUCGGGGCGGUGGUGGGGAGAAUGCCGUGAGCAGCCGGCUCGGGUACCCACUGGUGGACCAUGUCAGCGCGGCCCACUGUGCGGGGUGAAGAGGGCCUCACCUGUGUGUUAGGUCCCUCCCCAGAGCGAUGGCCAGUCCCACCCACCACGUGAUGUCGGGUUUUGCCCCCGGCCCACCCUCCCCAGAGCCCAAAACCUCACACCCCCGGCCCUGUAGGUGUUCUGCUGCCGGCUUCCGUGGUCUCCCUGAUCCAACAGCACUCGGUUCCUGUUCACGUCAAGCAGGACAUGGUGGAAGCCGUGUGGCCAUAGUGUAGCCCACAGGGCUGAGAACGUUUCCUGUAAUCCCAGGGAUUCCAGUGUGAUUGUCGUGCUGUGGUGUCCGUAUAAAAUUCAUUAAGACAGAAGCCCCCACAAAUACCAGCCGUCAACUCCCCAGAAGCUGGACUCAAGCUAAGGAGCAGCGGCUGUGCCUGUCGCUGUUACCGAGACAGGCAGUGGGUACUUGCACCCCAGUGCUGUGGAGCCUGCAGAGUCGAUGCACUGUUGUUGUACAACUAGAACAGAACUUUGAACUAGUAUCUUUUUCUUAUGCAGUGAAGCAACUUCAGCGAAAUAAAGUAUCGAAUGUUA